CUCAACAAACUUGUAUGUUUUACUGCUGUCCUGGCAAACGUCAUAUUUAAUAAACAAUUUACAAGUGAAUAUAGCUAGAUAUUCUAUUUUUCCGAUAAAGAUAUGAGUUUGGAUACUCUGUUUCAAGAAAUUCUACUAACUGAACAGCAAAUAUUGGAGAAAACGCGAUUAUCUCAAGAGGUCAAGGCUGCUAUUGCAAGAUGUCAAGACAGGGUCAAGUCAUUGACAGAAAAAUCAGAAUGUCUCUCCAAGGAACUUGAUGAAAAGGCUCAGCAUCUAUCAGAGACAAAGCUGCAGUAUGACCUAAUGAAAAAGCGUCAAGUACAAAUUGAAAAGCAGGCAGGGGAGCUUUUGAGACAGCAGAGGGAUCUCAGGAAACACUUGGAGAAAAUAAAGAAGUCGUCGAAGGAGGAACAGGAGAAAUUCAUGAAAGAGACAAUGACUUUCAACAGCGACUUUGGCCUUUUGAAUAACAGGGAGACUGUGUUCGAGAGCCAAACCCAAUCUGAGAUACAGAACUUGGAGGAGGAGGUUAACUCUUUAAACAAAGAGAUGGAGUCCAUGGGCCGGAAGAAUACUCGGAUGAACUCUAUGCAAGAAGAAAAGAGAGGUCUCCAUUUGGAGCUACAAGGACUGGAACAUAUUAUGAGAGACCUGGAGAGCCAGCUGAAUGAGGCUAAAUCAAUGACCGAAUCCUUAAGUGCAGAGAGUCUGAUGGUCACCCAGAAGCCCCUCACAGACAGCACUUGCUUAAGACUCAAAAAGGAGCUGGAGAUGCACAAAGAAGAAGAGCUGGAGCUGCUGAGAGAAGCCCUUAGCUCUGAAAUCCUGUUCCUGCAAUCGAAACUGUCUCAGAAGACUCCACAAUACUCAAGGAAUUUCACAUAGUGUCCAAACGUGUUUCUGGCAGAGGACAUUUCCAGAGCCUGAGUUGUAACCACUGUUGGUGUAUUAAACGACUGACUGGACUUUGGGGAGGGUACAGAGUUGAUGUAGCAGCUGCCCAAUUUUCCAGUCAUGGGCCAGGCUGUGGAUUUCACUGAUUCUGCAUUUGUUCUGAAAACCAGUAAGCUAUUUUCUUUUAGUCAGAAUUUCUUCAUUUUUGUUAAUACUGGAACAAUUUCUCACAGAGAUGACAUUACGUUGGUUUUGCAUGAUGUUUUUGGCAGCAUUAUAUUAACUGUACAUGAGUUGUAUUCACUUUAUACAUGUUAGAGUGAAUUCCUUAACUGAGCUGAUG
Coregonus clupeaformis (lake whitefish) is the source of this 1240-nucleotide messenger RNA. RefSeq names its product coiled-coil domain containing 172 (gene ccdc172). Gene Ontology annotation, cellular component: cytoplasm. The record is from RefSeq and is a predicted model, not a curated record. NCBI's taxonomy places the organism in Eukaryota, Metazoa, Chordata, Actinopteri, Salmoniformes, Salmonidae. The transcript is spliced from 9 exons. The coding region runs from base 103 to 888 and encodes 261 amino acids.